This is a messenger RNA of Musca domestica (house fly), 2260 nucleotides long. RefSeq names its product A-kinase anchor protein 200. The record is from RefSeq and is a predicted model, not a curated record. The coding region runs from base 173 to 2113 and encodes 646 amino acids. The transcript is spliced from 5 exons. NCBI's taxonomy places the organism in Eukaryota, Metazoa, Arthropoda, Insecta, Diptera, Muscidae.
CCUCUAACAAUCUAUUCCUUCAGUUACACUCGCUUCAAAAAGAAGACAUAUUUGGCAUUCGUAAACGGAAUUAGAAUCAAGCUAAAGGGAAAUUGUUUUGUGUAUGUAAUUUGUAUUAAUAAAAUUAAACGUUUGAAUUGGAAUAAUCUAGAACAAAUAACAGGAACACAAAAUGGGUAAAGCUCAAAGUAAGCGAUCGGUUGACAUUACUACAGAUAACAAAAAGGGAGUCGAGGAAGAAAUCACUGAAAAAUUGGAAAAAAUUGAAGAUGUUGAUAAAAAGGAUAUAAAUGGAGAUGCAAAUAUACCGUCAUCUUCCGAGAAAAAGGAUUCACACGUUGAGAUGGAAAAUGUUAAAGACAUCACAACCGAAAAAAAAGGUGAUGUUGAAGAUGUGGGACUAGCCCCAGAUGAUAUCAAAUCCCCCGCAUUGGAGACAAGCAAAGAAGAUGGGACUAUUGAAGAUGUCUCUCCUCUAUCUGAAGAAAAUUCAAAAAAGACAAAAAAAGAAAAGGUUAAAAAGAAAUGGUCUUUUCGUAGUAUUUCUUUCGGAAAAAAAGAUAAACAAAAGCCUGGUAAAACCGAUGGAAGCUUGGAAAAUGUAACCGGCGCAGUAAACGGCUCUGAAAACGAUAAAAACACUGAUUCUGUGAAAUCACAAGAAACAUUACCUAACUCGAAUUCACAAGAAGUAGAUGGUUUCCAUGAAAAUGGAAAUACCACGGAAACCCAAACCAAUGGCGAUGAGAUUAAGGAAAACGAAGAGACUGAAUUAAAAGAGUCUACUGACAAAAAAAAGGGAGCUUCGGCAAAUGAUACAACCGUUUUGAAAACAUCACAAGAGUCUGAAGAAUCAACCGAAAUAAAUUCAAAAACUGUUUCGCUACAUGAAGAUGAAGAGACAAAUACAAUAAAAGAUGAAAUAUGUAAUGUCCCAGAAGAAGUUGAAAGAAUAGAGAAGCAAUCAGCAUUCAAGGACACUGCUGAAAACAAAGGCAUUCCGGCAAAUGAAGCCAAUUCUCUUAAUGGUAUUGUAGACGAAAAUCAUCAGAAUGGGACCAACGAAGUAUGCGAAGAAGAAAAACAAUCUAAUCCACAAAUUGAGGUAAUCAACAACCCUGGUAACAAAGUAUCUGCAGACACCCUUAAAUCCAAUUCCUCUUCUACAUCCACUAUUCCUUCCAUUGACCAAACAAAUGUUAUUGUAUUGAACGAAACAAACAAUGAUGUAGAGGUGGAAUCUAAUGCAUCGAACAAGGUUUUUGUCAAUUUGAAAGAGUCUGAGCAGACAUAUGAUCUAAAAGAACUCGUUAAGACAGAUAAUUUAACUUCUGAGAAAUUAGUAGAUGAAUUUUCUGUUCCUCCUCUUCCAAUAUCUCCACCCCCUUCCCAGGUUUCUGUAUUUGCUUUCACGAGCAACAACGAACAAGUUAAUUCUAUAGAAAAGAACGAAAAUAAUCUCACAGAAGCGAUCGCAGAAACGCGAUAUGAAGAAGUAGUUGAGAAUAAACAUAAUAUUGCUGAUGAAAGUGAAAAAACGGUGGGAGAAUCAAUAGAAUUUACUGGAUAUGAAGAAAGUUCCGAAAAGGGAAUUCUUGAAAAAAAAAGCAAUGAAGAAUACACUGAUAGAACUGUACAAGUUCAAUUAGUGGAAGAAAACAAAGAAUGCAAUAAUUUUGCUGAACUUCAGGAAGGAUCUAAUGAUAUCGGAAACAAUAACGAGCAAGGAGGUUUAAUUUUUGAAAAAAAAGAAACUAUGGAAACGACCACAGUUAAUGAUGUAACCCCAAUGUUAAAAAAGAGCAAUGUAGAUUUCCAAGAAGAAAGAAGUUCCAUAGGCAUUACAGAAACGUUCGAUGACUGCAAGGUAAACCAAGAGGUAAUUAUAUCUGAUGGAAUUACCGUAAUCGAAUCUGAUCCCAUUUUUUUGGAAAUGCGUUCAUCUGAGGUUUUGGAAGAAAAACACGCAGUACCCGACGAUAUCAAUACAUUUUCUAGUGAUACAGAAGAUAUUGUUGCAGAUGAAUCAAAGGAAUUGUCAACCCCUAUUGACCUUAAGGAAUGUGCUACCGAAGCAGAACUAAAACAGGACACUUCCGUAUCAUGCGAUUAAUCCACAUCUCAUAUUAUAAAAUAUUUAAAAUACAUUUUUAACAUUUACAUACAUAUUUUAAUCAUUUUGUACAACUUCAUAUCCCUAAUCCAAGAUUAUAUGCAAAAUAAAGUAUACACAUAAUUUCAACGCAAAGUUAAAAGGAAA